CCCGAGAAGAGGAGAGGCCGCGAGCCCACCCAACAGCACGAGGCACGAGCGCUCUCGCUCACGAGUCACACACACUUCCCACCCAAUCCAUCCGCCACCGCCGCCCGAUCCCUCCCUCCGAUCCUCGCCGGAAUGGCGGGCUCCUCCGCGGUCUGGGCCGCGCACCACGCCAGCUGCAGGCCCCAGCACCCGCCCACCUCCUCCUCGUCCCAGCGCCCGCGCCGGGGCGCCGGCGUCCUCCCGCUCCCGCCCAGGCGGGGCGGCGCCUCCCUCGCCGCCGCCGCGGCCACCGCCACCGCGGCGCCGCCCGUGGCGAGGACGGCGUCGGAGGAGGCCGUCUACGAGGUCGUGCUGCGGCAGGCGGCGCUCGUGGAGGGCGCCGUCGCGAGCGCCGCGGCGGCGCGGCGGCGCCCGCGCUGGGCGGAGGAGAAGGAGGAGGAGGGGCUCCGCGGGUGGGGCCUCCUCGGCGACGCCUACGACCGCUGCGGCGAGGUCUGCGCCGAGUACGCCAAGACCUUCUACCUCGGCACACAGCUUAUGACUCCUGAAAGGCGCGAAGCUGUCUGGGCAAUCUAUGUAUGGUGCAGAAGAACCGACGAACUAGUGGAUGGUCCUAACGCGUCGUACAUCACACCGACUGCUCUUGAUCGGUGGGAGAAGCGGCUAGAAGAUCUUUUCGAAGGCCGUCCGUAUGACAUGUACGAUGCAGCCCUCUCAGACACGGUGUCAAAGUUUCCGGUAGAUAUCCAGCCAUUCAAAGAUAUGAUUGAAGGGAUGAGGCUUGACUUGUGGAAGUCGAGGUACAGGACCUUUGAUGAGCUCUACCUCUACUGCUACUACGUCGCUGGCACAGUUGGCCUCAUGACAGUUCCUGUAAUGGGCAUCGCCCCAGACUCAAAGGCCUCUACUGAGAGCGUGUACAAUGCUGCACUGGCUCUUGGCAUCGCUAACCAACUGACGAAUAUUCUCAGAGAUGUAGGCGAAGAUGCAAGGAGAGGGAGAAUAUACCUUCCACUGGACGAGCUUGCACAGGCAGGUCUGACGGAAGAUGACAUUUUCAGAGGGAAAGUGACUGAUAAGUGGAGGAGAUUCAUGAAGGGCCAGAUUCAGCGUGCCAGGUUGUUCUUCGACGAGGCUGAGAAGGGUGUGGCCCAUCUAGACUCUGCGAGCAGAUGGCCGGUCCUCGCGUCCCUCUGGCUGUACAGGCAGAUCCUCGAUGCCAUCGAGGCGAAUGACUACAACAACUUCACCAAGCGCGCCUAUGUAGCCAAGGCGAAGAAGCUGCUGUCGCUGCCAGCCGCGUACGCAAGAGCAGCUGUUGGGUCAUGAUGCGUCUGAAGAUCAGAUGUUCAUUUUUUUUUCUUCUCUCAGCUUGGUGUUCCCUUUUUUUUUCUUUUUUUUUGGGAGAUCUGUUGGGUGUUGUAUAUAAUCAGCUUCAGUUGCCUGCAUGGCAUAAGCCUGUGUGUCACACACAGUUGUUAGUCUAGGGGACCAGGUCCCUCAAUACUCAGCUCUUGUCACGACACAGAAUGGAAAGAAAGUUAGAAUUCAAGAAGCAUUAUUAGUUGUGGAUAA
This is a messenger RNA of Panicum virgatum (switchgrass), 1575 nucleotides long. RefSeq names its product phytoene synthase 2, chloroplastic-like. The record is from RefSeq and is a predicted model, not a curated record. Gene Ontology annotation, biological process: carotenoid biosynthetic process. Gene Ontology annotation, molecular function: geranylgeranyl diphosphate synthase activity; 15-cis-phytoene synthase activity. NCBI's taxonomy places the organism in Eukaryota, Viridiplantae, Streptophyta, Magnoliopsida, Poales, Poaceae. The transcript has 6 exons. Bases 133 to 1329 code for a protein of 398 amino acids.